AUGAACGGUGGACUUAAAUCCGCCACUGAUCAUAUAUACCGAACAGUUCGCGUCAUUGCUCAAGUACGCCAGCUCUAUCGAGAAUGGUUUGAAGAAACUUUGAAGACAGUAAAAGCGAUAGAUGAACCGGUAGUUGUGGACUACUUGUAUUAUUACUAUAAAAUGAGUAGGUCAUGUGUUGGUAAGGAGGAUGGAGGAUCUCAUGGAAAUGUUGUUCUGGGUUGUCAUGAUGCUGAAAUUGCGCAACUCACGAAGAUCACGUCAAGCCCGCAUGAGCAGCUGAGCAAGCUAGUUCCCGGUAAGGCGAGAUUGCCUGUUUCACGAUGGUUCUCUAUUUGUGGCAGGAUUUCAGGAAAGUCAUAUAGAAUAUAUAAUGUUGAUCAUGGAUGGAAAGUUCAGAAGGACAUUCGGGCAAGAAGCUUGCGAUGGACGAUUACUGAUACAUCCCUUUCACCAGAUUGCCGUUUACUUGGGCAGGGAUCGUAA
Molecule: messenger RNA, 486 nt
Organism: Fraxinus pennsylvanica
Lineage: Eukaryota; Viridiplantae; Streptophyta; Magnoliopsida; Lamiales; Oleaceae
Source: the annotation of a GenBank genome assembly